AUGCCUCUCUUCCACAACCUGGCAGGCCUAACGAGAGACUUAGGGCCAACAUUCCGGUACCAACCUGACAGUGUCCUCUUCAACACCCCGUCGGCGUAUCAGCACAAAUUCGGGCCCAAGGUCAACGUGAAGAAGGGGCUCUACUACGAUGCCUGGCCUCUUCAUGCCAAGGCCUUGACAACCUGGAACACCACUGAUAUAGCGAUUCAUACGCGGAAGAGGCGUGUGCUCAACUAUGCGUUCUCUAACAAGGCGCUGCGCUCUGUGGAGCCUUUUGUGCCCGGCGAGGAGUGGUCGGGCUCUCUCAACAUGACUGACUGGACCAACUGGCUCGUAUUUGACAUACUUGGCGAUCUUUGCUUCGGGAAGUCCUCCGAUAUGAAGAAGCCCAACAGCAGCAUGAGACAGGCACCCGCGUUGAUGGUUGACAUGCUACAGCUGAUGCACCCAGUACACUGGCUUCUGAGGCUGGCUGCCCCUCCCGCGCCUGCCAAGUGGAACGCCUUUGUGGGCAACUGCCUGACAGACCGAACCAGGACCGAGGAGGAGACACAGAGGCUGGCCUCUCAGGACCUCGAAUUCGAGGUCCGGAAAGACUUUUUCCGCUAUCUCUUCCAUGCCAAGGACCCCGAGACUGGGAAGGGCUUCCCGAUCGAGGAGCUGUGGGGCGAGGCCGAGUCUUUAAUCAUCGCCGGCUCCGACACCACGGCGGUCGUGAUGGCGGCCAUGCUUGCGCGUGAGGUGUUGUCAAGGCUCGCCAGCGCGCAGGAGAUCGAGUCGGGCCCGGCGCUGCAGUCCUGCUCGGACCUCCGUGUGGGAGUGCGCAGGGUCCUCAAGGGCGGCACUGUUGUCGACAGCGACUUCUUCCCCGAGGGCGUGAAUGUGCAGGCGGAGCGGUGGAUCGCAGGCGACACUUCAUCUGGUGCCACGGAGGAGAGCGUUGCGCUCGCCGAGAGCGCCUUCUGUGCCUUCUCAACGGGAACGAGAGGGUGUCCAGGCAAUAAUCUGACCUGGCUCGAGAUGAGCAUCGUCAUGGCCAAGAUCAUCUACUCGUUUGAGAUCCGCAGGGACGAGGCGAGCAACCUGGGCGGCGGGGACCCUUCCGGCAAGGCUGGUCGGCGUAAUGUGGACCAGUAUCAGACAUACGAUGCUUUCGUGUCACUGAGGGUCGGACCUUUGGUGCAGCUUCGACGUCGGCAGCAUUCCUGA
This is a messenger RNA of Cryphonectria parasitica EP155, 1209 nucleotides long. RefSeq names its product cytochrome P450. Gene Ontology annotation, molecular function: heme binding; monooxygenase activity; oxidoreductase activity, acting on paired donors, with incorporation or reduction of molecular oxygen. The record is from RefSeq and is a predicted model, not a curated record. The transcript is spliced from 7 exons. NCBI's taxonomy places the organism in Eukaryota, Fungi, Ascomycota, Sordariomycetes, Diaporthales, Cryphonectriaceae. Bases 1 to 1209 code for a protein of 402 amino acids.